AUGAUGGAUAAUGUUUCAGUAAUUACUAUGUUUACUCUGUCAGGGUUAAGUGGGACAACAAACUACAGAGUCACUCUCUUUGCUCUCACUUUGCUGUGUUACUGUGUGAUCUGGCUGAUAAAUGUGACCAUUACUGUGACAAUCAUUGUGGAUAAAAACCUUCAUGAGCCCAUGUACAUCUUCCUCUGUAAUCUGUGCAUCAAUGGACUCUAUGGGACAGCAGGUUUCUAUCCUAAAUUCCUCAGUGAUCUUUUGUCUCCCACUCAUGUCAUCUCUUAUGCUGGAUGUCUUGUGCAGGGUUUUGUGUUACACUCUUCAGCUGGUGCUGAUUUCUCUAUUCUAGUGCUAAUGGCCUAUGACAGAUAUGUGGCUAUAUGUCGACCUCUGGUAUACCACUCUGUGAUGACUAAAGAAAAAAUUGGCAUGUUUGUGUUUUUUGCUUGGCUUGUACCUAUUUAUUUGGUGUUAAUGGGGACAAUAACAACAUCAAUACCAAGGUUAUGUGGCUCACAUAUACCAAAAAUCUACUGUAUUAAUUAUUUGAUUGGUAAAUUAGCUUGUUCUGCCUCAGUAGCAAGCAUUGUUAUUCCAGCUUUUAAUUACACUUUUUAUUUUUUGCAUGUUGUUUUUAUUGUUUGGUCUUACAUGUGUCUAAUCAGAAAAUGCAUUUUUUCCAGUGAAAACAGAAGCAAGUUUAUGCAGACAUGUCUGCCACAUUUAUUAUGUUUAAUUAUAGUUGUGGUUUCUUUACUUUUUGAUUUGUUGUACAUGAGAUUUGGCUCAGAAAAGUUACCAGAAGGCGUCCAGAAUUUUAUGGCGAUAGAAUUUCUCAUUAUUCCUCCAAUUAUCAAUCCCCUCAUAUAUGGUUUAAAGUUGACACAAAUAAGAAACAGAAUUAUACAAUUUUUGUGUGCUAGACAUAAACUUUAG
Molecule: messenger RNA, 930 nt
Organism: Toxotes jaculatrix (banded archerfish)
Lineage: Eukaryota; Metazoa; Chordata; Actinopteri; Toxotidae
Product: olfactory receptor 4P4-like
Exons: 1
Coding region: 1-930 (309 amino acids)
Biological process (GO): G protein-coupled receptor signaling pathway
Cellular component (GO): membrane
Molecular function (GO): olfactory receptor activity; G protein-coupled receptor activity
Source: RefSeq, a predicted model, not a curated record